Messenger RNA from Lottia gigantea (owl limpet), 822 nucleotides. RefSeq lists its product as hypothetical. Lineage: Eukaryota; Metazoa; Mollusca; Gastropoda; Lottiidae. The record is from RefSeq and is a predicted model, not a curated record. The annotation marks the transcript as partial. The transcript has a single exon.
CCCCUACCCUCCCUCAGUAAAACUAACAGUAGAUAUCCCCUACCCUCCCUCAGUAAAACUAUCAGUAGAUAUCCUCUACCCUCCCUCAGUAAAACUAUCAGUAGAUAUCCCAAACAUUUCCUUAGUAAAACUAUCAGUAGAUAUCCCAUACCUUCCAUCAGUAAAACUAUCAGGAGAUAUCCCCUACCCUCCGUCAGUAAAACUAUCAGGAGAUAUCCCCAACCCUCCCUCAGUAAAACUAUCAGGAGAUAUCCCCUACCCUCCCUCAGUAAAACUAUCAGGAGAUAUCCCCUACCCUCCCUCAGUAAAACUAACAGUAGAUAUCCCCUACCCUCCCUCAGUAAAACUAACAGUAGAUAUCCCCUACCCUCCAUCAGUAAAACUAUCAGUAGAUAUCCCCUACAUUCCCUCAGUAAAACUAACAGUAGAUAUCCCCUACCCUCCAUCAGUAAAACAAUCAGUAGAUAUCCUCUACCCUCCCUCAGUAAAACUAUCAGUAGAUAUCCCCAACCCUCCCUCAGUAAAACUAACAGUAGAUAUCCCCUACCCUCCCUCAGUAAAACUAUCAGGAGAUAUCCCCUACCCUCCCUCAGUAAAACUAACAGUAGAUAUCCCCUACCCUCCAUCAGUAAAACUAUCAGUAGAUAUCCCCUACCCUCCCUCAGUAAAACUAUCAGUAGAUAUCGCCUCCCCUCCCUCAAUAAAACUAUCAGUAGAUAUCCCCUACCCUCCAUCAGUAAAACUAUCAGGAGAUAUCCCCUACCCUCCCUCAGUAAAACAAUCAGUAGAUAUCCUCUACCAUCCCUCAGUAACAAUCUGUAG